UGGCUGAAGGCCCCCAGAGGGGCGUGUCCUCUGCUGUGGCACUCCCUCCCCGGGGCGGGACUUCAGGCCAACAGGAAAACUGAAGAAAACGCGAAUGGCUGCAAUCAGGAAGAAGCUGGUGAUCGUGGGAGAUGGAGCCUGUGGGAAGACCUGCCUCCUCAUAGUGUUCAGCAAGGACCAAUUCCCGGAGGUCUACGUUCCCACCGUGUUUGAGAACUAUGUCGCUGACAUUGAAGUGGACGGCAAACAGGUGGAGCUGGCGCUGUGGGACACGGCCGGCCAGGAGGACUAUGACCGUCUGCGGCCGCUGUCCUAUCCCGACACAGACGUCAUUCUCAUGUGUUUCUCCAUCGACAGCCCUGACAGCUUAGAGAACAUUCCGGAGAAGUGGACUCCUGAGGUCAAACACUUCUGUCCCAACGUGCCCAUCAUCCUGGUGGGAAACAAGAAGGACCUUCGCAAUGACGAGCACACUCGCAGAGAGCUAGCCAAAAUGAAGCAGGAGCCGGUCAAAUCGGAGGAGGCCCGGGACAUGGCCAACCGGAUCAACGCCUUUGGUUACUUGGAGUGCUCCGCCAAAACGAAGGACGGUGUGAGGGAGGUGUUCGAGAUGGCCACCAGGGCGGCGCUGCAGGCUAAAGGGCGGAAGAAGAAGGGUGGCUGCAUUCUGCUUUAGGGGCCUGCUGUUGUGGGCGGGGGUGGGGGUGGGGGGGUGGGGGUGAAAAUCAAAGCAGGAAGAAAAACCGAAAAGAGACAGGAAAUGUGUGGGUCAGGGGUCGUCCUCUAGUGCUGCCACAGUCCCGGGUUCAGAAGAGCCCAGAGGGACGGCCCCUCACAUCCUGCACUUCCAUCUUAUUGGCUGGGGUGCGGCGUUCUUCCAUCUGGUGCUGCAGUCCGGAUAGCCUCCCAGUCCGGCCCCCAAAUGAACUGAAGAUGGUCAGAGUGCUGUUACUGGAGCUGCACCAGAACCAGUUUGGAGCAUGCUGAUGUGGGUCCAAACGGUUCUGCUGUGAGCUCAGCCUGACCGGGCUGCAGCACUGGAUGGAAAGAACCGCAGAUGUUCUCCUGCCUUGUUGCCUGUUUGAAUUCUGUGCCUGUUUUCUGUUCGUCCGUCUAGCGUCCUACACACCGCGGGGUCAUUUCCUGUCGCCUCUAAGCUCUGAAGAAUUGGUUUUUCCUUUUAGUUUCCUGUCCAGAUCCUUUGGACCAGCCUCUCAUGUGGGAAUUUCAUAUUUGAUGUUAACUUGACUUGGGUUUGACUCCUGAAAACACGAGGACAGUGCGGGCUAACCCACCUGGCUUCAGAGCUCCAGAAGAGGACGCUCUCGUCUGUGGGCCGGCUGCAGCGCUGCGCUAACCACGCCCACCCAUCAUCACGCUCAAACCUCAGCGUUUGACAUCCACAGCCUUGGAGCAGCCCAGAUGCUAACAUGUGCAUCCCAGAAGACGCCGGCGUCCGGACACGAGGGGAGGUCCUUCCUGAGCCAGUCUGGAAUGGAGUUGGACGGUUGGUGGUGGACUGGUGGAAGCGUGUCUCCUCCAGGACUACUUUGAGCGCGUCCUGCAGGUUUGAGUCGAGCGCGUUCUGUGGGAAGACGAGGGAACCCAG
Messenger RNA from Oryzias latipes (Japanese medaka), 1609 nucleotides. RefSeq names its product ras homolog gene family, member Aa (gene rhoaa). The record is from RefSeq and is a predicted model, not a curated record. Lineage: Eukaryota; Metazoa; Chordata; Actinopteri; Beloniformes; Adrianichthyidae. Gene Ontology annotation, molecular function: GTP binding; GTPase activity. Gene Ontology annotation, biological process: small GTPase-mediated signal transduction.